AUGAGAAUGACUUCAAAAAAAAAGGAGGAUGUAGUUGUAACAAAUAAGAUCAAGGCUCCGUUUCUUUCUAUGUUUUGUUACAUCCAGGGUCUCUGUGUACCUGAUUCCACUUUCUUUUUUUGGUAUUCACCCGUCAAAACACCCCAUCUCGAGAUUUUUUUUUUUCAUGAGGUUCAUAUGAUGAUUCGUAUGCUGAUUCAUACGAUGAUUCCUAUGCUUGCUUCUAAUAGCAGUAGUACGAAUAAAGAUGAGAUCUACAUUGAGAAUCAUUUGGGUAAAGGCCAACAAAGAGAUCUCAGGGAAUCGCUCAAUGAUAUCGUCAUUAAAAAAUCAACAUCGCUUACAGAGUUAGGAGCUCGCUUCUUAGAAUAA
Halteromyces radiatus is the source of this 372-nucleotide messenger RNA. RefSeq lists its product as uncharacterized. NCBI's taxonomy places the organism in Eukaryota, Fungi, Mucoromycota, Mucoromycetes, Mucorales, Cunninghamellaceae. The record is from RefSeq and is a predicted model, not a curated record. The transcript has 4 exons. The coding region runs from base 1 to 372 and encodes 123 amino acids.